GGUAGUUCUGAGGGUCUGCUAUGUGCCAGGUGCUGUGCUAGCAAUUGAAAACGUGGCAGUGAAUAAUACAGCUGCAGUCUUGUCUUCCCUCGUGGAUCUUACAGUCUAGGUGAUUCUGGAAGAGCUGGAGCCUUUGAAGAAACACCUUUUGACGAUGACAUCAAACCAAAGGUUCUUUCUUACUGGGGAAAUGAGGAAGAUUGGGACAUACUUGAACCCAGAUCUGAUUGAUGAGAAAGAACCAGCCAUGUGAUGAUCUGGGCAAGAGCGUUUCAGGUGGAGGGGUCAGCAGGUGCAAAAGCCCUGAGGAGUCUGGAGAGGCGUGGCUGGACCAAGACCUCCCCCAAUGUGAGCAAGUUUCCUCCCUCCCCACCACCCAUUGCCGCCACGCCAGGGAACGUCCUCAAGCCCUGGCCUUCAGGGGAGAGGUAACAGGAGCCCGGAGCCGAGACCAUGUGACGGCGCUGGCCCUCGCCACCGCCGUCACCCCCACCCUGGCCCCAGGCCCGGCACCAUGAUGUUCCGAGACCAGGUGGGCAUCCUCGCUGGCUGGUUCAAGGGCUGGAAUGAGUGUGAGCAGACGGUGGCCCUGCUGUCGCUUCUGAAGCGGGUCACCCGCACCCAGGCCCGCUUCCUGCAGCUCUGCCUGGAGCACUCGCUGGCAGAUUGCAAUGACAUCCACCUGCUGGAGUCGGAGGCCAACAGUGCUGCCAUCGUCAGCCAGUGGCAGCAGGAGUCCAAAGAGAAGGUAGUGUCCCUCCUGCUGUCCCACCUGCCCCUGCUUCAGCCAGGCAACACGGAGGCCAAGUCGGAGUACAUGAGGCUGCUGCAGAAGGUGCUGGCCUACUCAAUCGAGAGCAAUGCCUUCAUCGAGGAGAGCCGCCAGCUGCUUUCCUACGCCCUCAUCCACCCGGCCACCACCCUGGAAGACCGCAACGCGCUGGCCCUCUGGCUGAGCCACCUGGAAGAGCGGUUGGCUAGCAGCUUCCGCAGCCGGCCCGAGCCCACCUACCACUCGCGCCAGGGCUCAGAUGAGUGGGGGGGGCCCGCAGAGCUGGGCCCCGGGGAGGCAGGGCCAGGCUGGCAGGACAAGCCACCCCGGGAAAAUGGACACGUGCCCUUCCACCCACCCAGCUCCGUGCCGCCGGCCAUCAACAGUAUUGGGAGCAACGCAAAUGCAGGUCUCCCCUGCCAAAUCCACCCCAGCCCGCUGAAGCGCUCCAUGUCGCUCAUCCCCACGAGCCCCCAGGCCCCUGGUGAGUGGCCGAGUCCAGAGGAGCUAGGGGCCCGGGCUGCUUUCACCACGCCCGACCACGCACCCCUCUCACCCCAGAGCAGCGUGGCCUCCUCUGGCAGUGAGCAAACGGAGGAGCAGGGCUCCAGCCGGAACACUUUCCAGGAGGACGGCAGUGGCAUGAAAGAUGUGCCCUCGUGGCUCAAGAGCCUCCGCCUGCACAAGUACGCGGCCCUCUUCUCCCAGAUGAGCUACGAGGAGAUGAUGACGCUGACUGAGCAGCGCCUGGAGUCUCAGAAUGUCACCAAAGGUGCCCGCCACAAGAUAGCCCUGAGCAUCCAGAAGCUGCGUGAGAGGCAGAGCGUCCUCAAGUCCCUGGAGAAGGAUGUGCUCGAAGGCGGGAAUCUGCGAAACGCUCUGCAGGAACUGCAGCAGAUCAUCAUCACCCCUAUCAAGGCCUACAGUGUCCUCCAGGCCACGGUGGCUGCCGCCGCUGCCACCACCCCUGCUGCCAAGGAUGGGGGCCGGGGGGAGCUGCCACUGCCAGGUGCUGAGCCUCCCCUGGCUCACCCCGGCACAGACAAGGGCACUGAGGCCAAGGACCCUCCAGCUGCAGAGAGCUACCCUCCUCCACCAGCUCCAGCUCCCACUGAUGGCAAUGAGCCAGCCCCGGCUCCCGUUGCUGACGGAGACAUCCCCAGCCAGUUUACACGGGUGAUGGGCAAAGUGUGCACCCAACUGCUGGUGUCCCGACCAGAUGAGGAGAAUAUCACCAGUUACCUCCAGCUCAUCGAAAAGUGCCUGACUCAUGAGGCUUUCACGGAGACGCAGAAGAAACGGCUGCUGUCCUGGAAACAGCAAGUGCUGAAGCUGCUCCGGACCUUCCCUCGCAAAGCCGCGCUGGAGAUGCAGAGCUACCGGCAGCAGAAAGGCUGGGCGUUUGGCUCCAACUCACUCCCCAUAGCUGGUUCUGUGGGGAUGGGGGUGGCCCGGCGGACCCAGCGGCAGUUCCCAAUGCCUCCCCGGGCCCUCCCGCCUGGCAGGAUGGGCCUUCUGAGCCCCUCGGGCAUUGGGGGCAUCUCCCCCCGCCAUGCCCUCACCAGCCCCAGCCUUGGGGGCCAGGGCCGACAGAACCUGUGGUUUGCCAACCCCGGAGGCAGCAACAGCAUGCCCAGCCAGAGCCGCAGCUCUGUGCAGCGUACCCACUCGCUCCCAGUCCACUCGUCGCCCCAGGCCAUUCUCAUGUUCCCUCCAGACUGCCCGGUCCCUGGGCCUGACCUGGAGAUCAAUCCCACUCUGGAGUCUCUGUGUCUGAGCAUGACAGAACACGCCUUGGGUGAUGGGACAGACAAAACCUCCACCAUCUGACAGGACCCACAGCCCAGCGCACCUAUAGGCUCCCUGGGCGGCGGGCGGGGGCCAACCCCCAACGGGCUUCUCGGCAACAGCGAGCGGGUGGGCUGGCUCAGCUAUACAUUCUAAUAUUUUUCUACUCUCUCACCCUUUUAACUUUUGUUUAACAUUGGCACACGCCUUGCUCACUCCCAGGCCCGUCGAGGGAUCUCUGCUGAGGCCCAGGGAGGUAGGGGGCAGCCAGGAUGAAGGGGGCAGGGACUGGCCAGCCUGCCUGGCCCCUCCUUCCCUCAUCCUCUACCUGGCCCUGUCCCACCCUGCCUCCUCGAGACCGCCGGCCGCCUGCCCCUCCCGGGGGAGCAGCCUCCCCGUCUUCUGGGGCCUGCUCAGCACCAUCUGACAUCUGGGGAGGGACAGCGAGGUAGAUAACCUGCUCUCCUGAAUGUCAUUUGAGAGGAGGAGAGGAGCCUCCUCCCACCUCCUCCUUCCCAUUCCCGUCAUGCCCCGAGGACAGGAGCCACCCUCCUCUCACUCACCUCCUUUUGUCCUGUUUAUCAGAGGUUCUCUACAAUUAAUUUCUUAGGCCUAUUUAAGAUACAUAUUUAUAUAGUUCUUAACGGUUUUUCUCUCUGAUCAUUCCCUCUCAUUUUUAGAAUCCCCAGGCCUCUCUCUGAGCCAAGAAAGUGGCAGGGGGAGCCUGAAUUUUACGAGGAGAGAGGGCAGAGCCCCCUCCUCCAGACCCCCUAGCCCUUCCCCAUGCCCCCAGCCCUGGCUGCCCUGAUGCAGAGGUCGAAGGCGGGGAGCCGGGGCACCAGUGAGGUCAGGAAGUCUGUUGCCUUAACGUCCCCUUCCCCCACCAACACACACCCUUCUCCACUCCCAGGUCUGGGUGCUCAAAGACUUGGGGGUAAGGAAUAGGGAAAGGGGAUUGUUUGGUUUUUGGUUUCUUUCCCCAUCGCCCCUUUUCUUUUGACCUUCCCCCACCCCCCAUGCUGUCAUGACCUCACUUAAGUGGAACACUAUAUCAUAACCCAGAGUCGUCCCGGCCCCGCAGUCACACAGAUCCUCUGGUCCCUGUUCCUACUGAGGGGUUGUGCUGGGGCCCAGGUGGAGAGAGGGGAUUUGGGGGUUCAGCCUGUGGGGAAGCCAGGGUCCCCUAUUCCAACCCCCUCGUCCCCCUCAACCCACUCCCCUCACUGGGACAUUCUCAAGCUUUUCACACCGAAAAGGAAAAAAAAAAAUGUUAUUUUUAGAUACAUUUUAUGAAUAACUUUUGUUAUGAAUAUGGCUGGUAACCAUUGUGUAUGUUAUUAAAGAUACAAAA
Messenger RNA from Equus quagga, 3911 nucleotides. RefSeq names its product sterile alpha motif domain containing 4B (gene SAMD4B). Gene Ontology annotation, cellular component: P-body. The record is from RefSeq and is a predicted model, not a curated record. Bases 515 to 2602 code for a protein of 695 amino acids. Gene Ontology annotation, biological process: regulation of mRNA stability; negative regulation of translation; nuclear-transcribed mRNA poly(A) tail shortening. The transcript is spliced from 13 exons. Gene Ontology annotation, molecular function: protein binding; mRNA binding; translation repressor activity. Lineage: Eukaryota; Metazoa; Chordata; Mammalia; Perissodactyla; Equidae.